Triplophysa dalaica is the source of this 2234-nucleotide messenger RNA. It is a transcript of the gene mterf2, whose product is annotated as mitochondrial transcription termination factor 2. Gene Ontology annotation, biological process: termination of mitochondrial transcription; regulation of DNA-templated transcription. Gene Ontology annotation, molecular function: double-stranded DNA binding. NCBI's taxonomy places the organism in Eukaryota, Metazoa, Chordata, Actinopteri, Cypriniformes, Nemacheilidae. The record is from RefSeq and is a predicted model, not a curated record. The transcript has 2 exons. The coding region runs from base 168 to 1298 and encodes 376 amino acids. Gene Ontology annotation, cellular component: mitochondrial matrix.
GUCGCAACCAGAACAAGAGAUGCGGUUUUCGGUGGCUUGCUUCGAGUGAUUCCUUUGAAGGCCACAUUGAAGGGUUGACAUUCAUGACAGCUAUGUUGUCAUCUUUAUAAACCAUUGGAGGCAAAAAGAUCAACUAACAGCCUCUCUAGGCCUUGGAUCGUGGAAACAUGUUGCGAUUAGUCACAGCCUCACUGUACCUGUGGAGCCCCCGAACACAAGUCAUCCCUUUACUUCCUGUUCGGCCCUGCACCUCAUUCAUUCAGGAAGAGAACACUGUUGCUGUGAACGCCCUGUACAACCUGUGUGUAGACAUCAGUAAAGUUCGGCAGCAGAAGGGUUGGGUGUUGCGACAGAGCCCUGCGUAUGUGUCCGAGACUGCUGCCCUGCUGAGGGAUAUGGGGGCUAGUGAAAGCAUCAUCACCCGUGUCUUGGAGCUCUUUCCAGAGGCCAUCCUCUGCAAGCCUGAGGAAAUGGACGCACAGAGAAAGCUGUGGAUGUCAGUGUGCCCCAAGAAGAAGGAUUUGGUGGGAAUCAUUGAAAAAUUCCCCGCCUCGUUUUUCACCUCGUCUUCUGAUCACGAUAACCAGACAGCAAAUAUUUUGUAUUUCCAGAGCAUACAUCUUAACAAUCGUAUUAUUAGUAAGCUCAUGGCCACCGCCCCUCAGAGCUUCAGCAGACCUGUGAAGCAAAAUGAGGAGAUGAUCCAGAUGCUGCAGAAGACAUUUUUGGAUUUGGGUGGGAGGGAGGACAAUAUGAAGGUCUGGCUUCAGAAAUUGAUCACUCAGAAUCCUUAUGUGCUUUCAAAGGUACCGGAGGCCUUGCACAAUAACUUAGUGUUCCUGCGAGACAAUGGCUUCACCAGCAGUGAGCUUCUGCAGCUGCUUACCAAAUUGAAAGGGUUUGUCACUGAAUUAAACCCUGAAAGUAUGAAACACUCCCUGAACUAUUCUCAGGAGAUUCUGGGAUGCACAGAAGCCGAGCUCAGGCAAAUUGUACUUGAGUGUCCAGCCUUGUUAUACUAUCCUGUGCCUAUACUAGCCGAACGUUUUAAAGGUCUCCUCGCUGCUGGAAUGAGUAUAGAGAAGAUCAUGGAGACGCCCACUGUGUUGGAACUGACAACCCAGAUAGUUCAAUAUCGCAUUCAGAGGCUGCAAUCUUAUGGCUACGAUGCACGAACGGGUAGCCUGCAAGUCCUCAAUGGCACCAAGAAGGACUUUGAGAAGUGCUACGGGCAGCUACAUCUCAGGCGAGAGAGACCGCUCUUUAAUCCAGUAGCACCUCUUACAACAGAGGAUUAAGGUGCUACAUUUGCAUUAAGGAGAAGACGUGCUACUCUCACAGAAUUUGAACUAUCCUUGUUAUUUAUUUUUUAUUUAAUGGACUGCGAAGAUCACAUAAUUGCAUGCUUUAUUAAUAUCGUGCAUGCCAAUUUUAUCAGUGUGCUAUGCUCAAAUGUGCUCAAAGGAUGCAGUUUUGCCUUAAAUUUAUUUCAGACAAAUAUUUUAUGGUUGUUGAAUGAGUUAUUGUUUGUAUGGUUUCAAAAACAAAGACAUAAUAGUUGAAAAGGAUGACAAAGAAGCCUGUUUUAGUGCCAUUCAGAAUUUUAGUGACAUUUACUUUACUGUAAUUGCUAUUAAAAUAAUGUCAAAAUGACGAAUAAAUCUUAAUUGUUAUAGAUAUUUUUUUUCAUUUGGGGUAAAAUAUGGUCUUUACAGUAAUAAAGUACACACAGUAAUAUGUACAGAUUUAGUUAGAAUGAUAGCAAAUUGUUUUUAAUUUUAAAGGUAUUUUUUAUCAAAAGGCUUAAAUAAUGAACAAUAUACAUUUCUAAGCAAUGAUACAUUAUGUAUGUUGAUAAAUAUUCAGAUCAAUGAAUGUUUACCAGUAUGUUGCUAAACUUCAUGCUGGCAGAAUCUAAUUUGCAAGCGUUUCCCUUUAUUUUGGCCUCUGGGCAAUGUUUUGAGAUCAUUCAGUGCUUUUUAAUGAUUAGACUAAAGACUUUACUGGUAUCUAUAAUGAAGUUUCAUUACAUUUUGCCUUGUGGCGUGUGCUGUUUAUGCAGUGGAGUUUAUGAUUUCAUUAAUAGUGAAAUAUUAAAUUUCACAGGCUUCUAGCCUCAGUUGUAUCAAAUUAUGGUUGCUUUUUUCUAAUUCUCAAAUAAUGAUUUCAGUUUCCAAACAUUGAUUAGUCCUCAUAAGUAAUUUAUGCAGUAAUAAACAACAAUUUUCUCAAAA